Hansenula ciferrii is the source of this 648-nucleotide messenger RNA. RefSeq names its product RNA exonuclease. Gene Ontology annotation, cellular component: nucleus. Gene Ontology annotation, molecular function: nucleic acid binding; exonuclease activity. The coding region runs from base 1 to 648 and encodes 215 amino acids. The record is from RefSeq and is a predicted model, not a curated record. Lineage: Eukaryota; Fungi; Ascomycota; Saccharomycetes; Phaffomycetales; Wickerhamomycetaceae. The transcript has a single exon.
AUGAGGCUCAGAAAUAUGCUUUUGGUCUUUGAGGAUCUAAUAGAAAGGGGGUUUCCUCUUCACCCGGAUGCUCCAAAUCGUCCAGAAGACUUCUUGGAUUCUGAAGAUGAAGAUGAUCCAUAUGUUGACUCUUAUUAUGAUAAAUCAGUUUCACCUGGGGAGAAGAAAUAUGUAUUAGAUUGUGAAAUGAUUGAAACUACAUUUGGAGAUGAGGUUGCCCGAGUUACACUUAUUGAUUGGAAUGAAAAUGUCUGCAUUGAUAAACUUAUAAGACCUAGAGGAAGAAUAAUAGAUACAAGGUACCACAUAACAGGAAUAGAAGAGUCAGACUUACUUGAAUCAGAUUACACAUUACAAAGAAUUCAAAAAUUAAUCCUAGAUAUAUUUUUAGAUGCAAAUCACAUUCUUAUAGGUCAUGCACUUCAUAAUGAUUUAAAAGUAUUAAAACUCAGACAUCCAAGAAUCAUUGAUACACAAGACCUUUAUCAGCAUAUAUAUCAACUGAGUUAUGUCCCAUCUUUGAGAUCAUUAGCUUGGAAAUUCCUUCAUGAAUCAAUACAAAAUAAUGGUCAUGAUUCAGUUGAAGAUGCACUUGCAACUCUACACUUGGUUAAAAGAUUCGAAAGAAAUAUUAAAUUGAGAUACUAG